AAGCGUCAUCGUGUACCCAUUUGCGUAGGUCGUUGGGUGUGCGUGUAAGUUUAAGCGGUGGAUCGUGUCUAAGAGAUGUUGCUGUUUUGCUUUGCGCUCGAUGGGUGUUGUGGGUAAGCAAGCAGAAUCGGGUAAAGCGGCCUCGCUUAGAAGCAACGGAACAGGGCAAAAAGUCAACAGGAACAGGAUUAGCGUCAGGGACUUAGGGGGGAAACCAUCGCACGCACAACGGACCGACAGGGAUCAGGGAUUUUCAACACGAACAAAAAGGUCCCCCCGUCGCCCAAUACCAGUCACUUCAUCAUGUCCAACGCGUCGGGAAGUAACAACAACACCAAAGACAAGAUAUACAAAACAUUCAUCUCCACAAGAAAAUAAUACCGUUAGAAAAUAAAUCCAAAUAAUAUAUAGUUUUUGUAGAUAUGCCGAGACUUGUGAUAAAAAAAAACUUUUCCAUGUUCUUUCCCUUUUCCUUUUCCUCGCCGUACCAUGGUCCCUCGGUCGUC
This is a messenger RNA of Xylona heveae TC161, 506 nucleotides long. RefSeq lists its product as hypothetical. Bases 101 to 394 code for a protein of 97 amino acids. NCBI's taxonomy places the organism in Eukaryota, Fungi, Ascomycota, Xylonomycetes, Xylonales, Xylonaceae. The transcript has a single exon. The record is from RefSeq and is a predicted model, not a curated record.